Messenger RNA from Condylura cristata (star-nosed mole), 3549 nucleotides. RefSeq names its product lymphocyte cytosolic protein 1 (L-plastin) (gene LCP1). Gene Ontology annotation, molecular function: calcium ion binding; actin filament binding. The transcript has 17 exons. Gene Ontology annotation, cellular component: actin filament; actin filament bundle; cytoplasm. Bases 190 to 2100 code for a protein of 636 amino acids. The record is from RefSeq and is a predicted model, not a curated record. NCBI's taxonomy places the organism in Eukaryota, Metazoa, Chordata, Mammalia, Eulipotyphla, Talpidae. Gene Ontology annotation, biological process: actin filament bundle assembly; actin filament network formation.
UAUUCCUUUCCUGGCUGGUGAUUUGCCAUUAAGAUACUUCCUGCCUUGUGACCGCACACCCGUGGGUAACAGAGUAGUUCUGCAGAUCAGAAAGAAGGGGGUUUCCGGUCACACGCCAGUACCAGUACCGCUGAGAACGCUUUCUUCCAAGGACUGUGGUCUAAAGCAAUAAUUAAAAAAAAAAAAAAAAUGGCCAGAGGAUCAGUGUCCGAUGAAGAAAUGAUGGAGCUCAGAGAAGCAUUUGCCAAAGUUGAUACGGAUGGCAAUGGGUACAUCAGCUGCAAUGAGUUGAACGACUUGUUCAAGGCUGCUUGCUUGCCUCUGCCUGGUUAUAGAGUGAGAGAAAUUACCGAAAACCUGAUGGCUACCGGUGAUCUGGACCAAGAUGGGAAGAUCAGCUUUGAUGAGUUUAUGAAGGUUUUUCAUGGCCUAAAAAGCUCAGAGGUUGCCAAGACCUUUAGAAAAGCCAUUAAUAAGAAGGAAGGCAUUUGUGCGAUCGGAGGUACUUCUGAGCAGUCUAGUGUUGGCACCCAGCACUCCUAUUCGGAGGAAGAAAAGUAUGCCUUUGUCAACUGGAUAAAUAAAGCCCUGGAAAAUGACCCCGAUUGUCAGCAUGUAAUCCCAAUGAAUCCAAACACGGAUGAUCUCUUUAAUGCUGUUGGAGAUGGCAUUGUCCUUUGUAAAAUGAUCAACCUUUCAGUGCCCGACACUAUUGAUGAAAGAACCAUCAACAAAAAGAAACUCACCCCUUUCACUAUUCAGGAGAAUUUGAACCUGGCUCUGAACUCUGCUUCAGCCAUUGGGUGUCACGUGGUGAAUAUAGGGGCUGAGGACUUAAAAGAGGGAAAGCCUUACCUGGUGCUGGGACUUUUGUGGCAGGUCAUCAAGAUUGGGUUGUUUGCCGACAUCGAACUCAGCAGAAAUGAAGUUCUGGUUGCUCUUUUGAGAGAAGGGGAGAGCCUGGAGGAUCUGAUGAAACUCUCUCCUGAAGAACUCUUGCUGAGAUGGGCUAAUUAUCACCUGGAAAAUGCCGGCUGUGGCAAAAUCAGCAACUUCAGUACUGACAUCAAGCUGACUGACUUCUACAGCAAUAUAAAGGAUUCAAAAGCAUAUUACCACCUGCUUGAACAGGUGGCUCCAAAAGGAGAUGAAGAAGGUAUUCCUGCCGUUGUUAUUGACAUGUCUGGCCUAAGGGAGAAGGAUGACAUCCAGAGGGCAGAAUGUAUGUUGCAACAGGCGGAGAGGCUAGGUUGCCGGCAAUUUGUCACAGCCACAGAUGUUGUUCGAGGGAACCCCAAGUUGAACUUGGCUUUCAUUGCCAACCUCUUUAACAGAUACCCUGCCCUGCACAAACCAGAGAACCAGGACAUCGACUGGGGGGCACUUGAAGGUGAGACGAGAGAAGAGCGGACAUUUAGGAACUGGAUGAACUCCUUGGGCAUUAACCCUCGAGUCAAUCAUUUGUACAGUGACUUAUCAGAUGCCCUAGUCAUCUUCCAGCUCUAUGAAAAGAUUAAAGUCCCUGUUGACUGGAACAGAGUGAACAAACCACCAUACCCCAAAUUGGGGGGCAAUAUGAAGAAGCUUGAGAAUUGUAACUAUGCAGUGGAAUUGGGGAAGAAUCAAGCUAAAUUUUCUCUGGUGGGCAUUGGUGGACAAGAUCUCAAUGAAGGAAACCGCACUCUAACUUUGGCCUUGAUUUGGCAGUUAAUGAGAAGGUACACGCUGAAUAUUCUUGAAGAAAUUGGAGGUGGACAAAAGGUCAAUGAUGACAUUAUUGUCAACUGGGUAAAUGAAACAUUGAAAGAAGCUGGAAAAAGUUCAUCCAUCUCAAGUUUCAAGGAUCCAAAGAUUAGCACAAGUCUGCCAGUCCUGGAUCUCAUUGAUGCCAUUCAGCCAGGUUCCAUUAACUAUGACCUUUUGAAGACAGAAAGCCUGAAUGAUGAAGAGAAACUCAACAAUGCAAAGUAUGCCAUCUCUAUGGCCCGAAAAAUUGGAGCAAGAGUUUAUGCCCUUCCAGAAGACCUGGUUGAAGUGAACCCCAAAAUGGUCAUGACUGUGUUUGCCUGCCUGAUGGGGAAAGGGAUGAAGAGGGUGUAAGGCCAGUGGGUAGGCUAUAGAUGGCACUGUCCUUCCUCUGCUCAGCACAGGAUACCAACAGGAGACACGAGAAGAUGCCAGCAGUUCCAAACUUCUAACUUGAUGGCAUUAUAUAAAAUUCCAAAAAGGGUAUAUUUGUUCAGUCAGGUGGCCUCUCUUGUUCGUAACAAAAAGUGCUUCAAUCUUUGCAAAAUAUGCAGUUUCUUACAAUUUUUUUAUUGUUGAAUUUACUGCUUCUUAGAAUUUGUUUUCCAGGUGCCCUUUCUUGCUUUUGCCAUAGAAGCUACCGUGUUAAUUAAUUUUACCAUAACCUUUAAAACCAGUUUAACUUGAUUUGGCUGCCUUUUUGUCCAAGGCAAGCACCAGCUACGAGAAUCAUCACACUCGUCCACUAGUCCGAAAGCCUGUCUCUAGAAGCCAAUAUUUGUUGUUUACUAGACUUCCUAACCCCUUUCCUCUUAUACCCUGUCUCCCUGUGACUUUGUUCUUGAUCUGAUCAGAACUGCCUUAGACCACCUUUGCUGGCCCCUCCUCAUCUCUGGGCCAUUUGGAGCAUCUAACAGAUCUGUCAAGCUAGAGACACUGUAACUUGCUAAAACAACCAUCAGAGCCUUUCCUCAGAACUAGAACCCCAAAUACCCAUUUCUGAGCGUUUUUUCUGGCCCGUUUCAUGCCGUUUUCAACCCUAGAAUUGCGUUCAGAUCAGAAUGAGCAUCUUUGAAUAUUGUGCCUUAGGUAGCAGUGAGCCACUAGGGGGCGGCUUGGAACCGCAAAGAAGCGUCUUUCCGGUGGCGCACUGCCUUUCCAUGUUUUAGUGCUGUUAGAUCUAGUGAUGGUGCGGCUAAGCAAUCUUGCUCCUUUUUAUUUGUUCUUACAUAGUCAUCUGAUUGCUACGAGACCACGUUACCAAUGAUCACUUUUUUUUGGUACUGUAGAAGCUUUUUGUCACCCCCAACCUGUCAGGGGGCAAUCUGUGCCAAUGAAGAGUACCCUCUACCCUUUCUGUCCUCGCUACAUUCUCUCGCGUGCAGAGAAAUGGGCCAGGCAUCAAACUGGCUAAGAGUUGGUUGAGUUACAUUACAAAUAUUUAAUUUAUUGGAUAGUUAAAGAAUUCAAACAAAUCCAAUGAAACAGUGUGAAACUCUUCACAUGGUAGUACAUCAGUAAGGAAUCUUCUGUAGGAGAAGUAUUUAAUGGGAAUUUGCCGGGUUUUUUGAAGCCAUUAAAAUGCCUCUUCCUGAAUAUAUUCCUUGGCAGUAGGCUCAGAGAGCCGGUAUAUGACCCAUAACCUGGAUUUCUGCUGCAUGAGAAUGUAAGUUGGUUGGCUUUGGCUUGUCUCAAUGAAAUAUAUUUUCAGAUGAUUCUCCCCUCUCUGCCUCCAGGAAGGAUUAUUGCCUUAAAAAAAAGAGAACAUAAAAGGUGUUCAAGGUUUCCCCAAAUAAAAUAUUC